AUGAUCUGUAAAGCAGCUGGUGAAGCCCAAUUAAAUAAUAUUAAAGUCAAAGGUACAGAGGGAGAAGAAGAGACGUAUGUGACUGUUAUAAAGGCAGAAGAUAUAGAGGGAGAAGAAGAGACGUAUGUGACUGAUAUAAAGGCAGAAGAUAUAGAGGGAGAAGAAGAGACGUAUGUGACUGUUAUAAAGGCAGAAGAUAUAGAGGGAGAAGAAGAGACGUAUGUGACUGAUAUAAAGGCAGAAGAUAUAGAGGGAGAAGAAGAGACGUAUGUGACUGAUAUGAAGGCAGAAGAUAUAGAGGAAGAAGAAGAGACGUAUGUGACUGAUAUGAAGGCAGAAGAUAUAGAGGGUGAAGAAGAGACGUAUGUGACUGAUAUGAAGGCAGAAGAUAUAGAGGGAGAAGAAGAGACGUAUGUGACUGAUAUAAAGGCAGAAGAUAUAGGGGGAGAAGAAGAGACGUAUGUGACUGAUAUAAAGGAAGAAGAUAUAGGGGGAGAAGAAGAGACGUAUGUGACUGAUAUGAAGGCAGAAGAUAUAGAGGAAGAAGAAGAGACGUAUGUGACUGAUAUGAAGGCAGAAGAUAUAGAGGGAGAAGAAGAGACGUAUGUGACUGAUAUGAAGGCAGAAGAUAUAGAGGGAGAAGAAGAGACGUAUGUGACUGAUAUAAAGGCAGAAGAUAUAGGGGGAGAAGAAGAGACGUAUGUGACUGAUAUGAAGGCAGAAGAUAUAGAGGAAGAAGAAGAGACGUAUGUGACUGAUAUAAAGGCAGAAGAUCUAGAGGGAGAAGAAGAGACGUAUGUGACUGAUAUAAAGGCAGAAGAUCUAGAGGGAGAAGAAGAGACGUAUGUGACUGAUAUAAAGGCAGAAGAUAUAGAGAGAGAAGAAGAGACGUAUUUGACUGAUAUAAAGGCAGAAGAUAUAGAGGGAGAAGAAGAGACGUAUGUGACUGAUAUAAAGGAAGAAGAUAUAGGGGGAGAAGAAGAGACGUAUGUGACUGAUAUGAAGGCAGAAGAUAUAGAGGGAGAAGAAGAGACGUAUGUGACUGAUAUAAAGGCAGAAGAUCUAGAGGGAGAAGAAGAGACGUAUGUGUGGGGUGAUCAGAAUUGUAAGGAGGAGGAAAUCCCUACAGAUAUCGGCACAGAUGGACACACAAGCAGGAAUAUCUCAGAAGGACAUCUAAUGUUAUCCCCGGAUUGUGACAUAAAAGAUAAUGACAGUAGACAGGAUUCUCCAGGAGCUAACCCCAUUACCCCAAUUAUACAUCCAGCUCUAUCAGCUGGUCCCUCUGAUCCUGGGAAAUGUUCUCCUGAUCACUCUGAUAUUGGUGCAUCUGUUACAGCUCUGAGAGUAGAUACAGUGUUUCCGUGUUCUAUAGAUGCCAAAUGUUUUACACAGAACACAAAGCUUAUUAACCCACACACAGGUAAAAUAGGUGAAAGGCCACUGAUAUGUUCUGAGUGUGGGAAAUGUUUUACAUACAAAUCGCAUCUUGUUAGACAUCAGAAAAGUCACACAGGUGAGAGGCCAUUUCCAUGUUCUGAGUGUGGGAAAUGUUUUGCACACACAUCAGAUCUUGUUAGACAUAACAGAAGUCACACAGGUGAGAAGCCAUUUUCUUGCUCUGAGUGUGGGAAAUGUUUUAUCCAGAAAUCACAUCUUGUUCUACAUCACAGAAGUCACACAGGUGAGAAGCCAUUUCUAUGUUCUGAGUGUGGGAAAUGUUUUGCGCACACAUCAGAUCUUGUUAUACAUCAGAGAAGUCACACAGGUGAGAAGCCAUUUUCUUGCUCUGAGUGUGGGAAAUGUUUUAUCCAGAAAUCACAUCUUGUUAUACAUCAAAGAAGUCACACAGAUAAGAAGGCAUUUCCAUGUUCUGAGUGUGGGAAAUGUUUUACACACAAAUCAGGUCUCGUUAGACAUAACAGACAUCACACAGGUGAGAAGCCAUAUCCAUGUUCUGAGUGUGGGAAAUGUUUUGCGCACGCAUCAGAUCUUGUUAUACAUAAGAGAAGUCACACAGGUGAGAGGCCGUUUUCUUGCUCUGAGUGUGGGAAAUGUUUUAUACAGAAAUCACAUCUUGUUAUACAUCAAAGAAGUCACACAGGUGAGAAGCCAUUUCCAUGUUAUGAGUGUGGGAAAUGUUUUAUAUACAAAUCACAUCUUGUUAUACAUCAGAAAAUUCAUACAGGUGAGAAACCAUUUCCAUGUUCUGAGUGUGGGAAAGGUUUUACAAACAAAUCGCAUCUUGUUAGACAUCAGAGAAGUCAUACAGGUGAGAAGCCAUUUCCAUGUUCUGAGUGUGGGAAAUGUUUUGCAUUGAAAUCAAAUCUUGUUACACAUCAGCAAAGUCACAAAGGUGAGAAGCCAUUUCCAUGUUCUGAGUGUGGGAAAUGUUUUGCACAAAAAUCAGAUCUUGUUAUACAUAAGCGAAGUCACAGGUGAGAAGCCAUUUCCAUGUUUUGAGUGUGGGAAAUGUAUUGCACACAAAUCAGAUCUCAUUAAACAUGAGAGAAGUCACAGGUGAGAAGCCGUUUUCUUGCUCUGAGUGUGGAAAAUAUUUUACAUGGAAAUUAAAGCUUUUUACAUAUCGGAGAACUCACACAGGUGAGAGGCCAUUUUAUUGCUAUGAGUGCAAAAUGUUUUACACGGAAAUCACAACGUGUUACACAUCAGCGAAGUCACACAGGUGAGAAGCCAUUUACACUCUGAGAAAUAAAUCAGCACAAUAGACAA
Molecule: messenger RNA, 2733 nt
Organism: Pseudophryne corroboree (corroboree frog)
Lineage: Eukaryota; Metazoa; Chordata; Amphibia; Anura; Myobatrachidae
Product: zinc finger protein ZFP2-like
Exons: 3
Coding region: 1-2442 (813 amino acids)
Source: RefSeq, a predicted model, not a curated record